This is a messenger RNA of Parasteatoda tepidariorum (common house spider), 472 nucleotides long. Its product is annotated as pancreatic lipase-related protein 2. Gene Ontology annotation, molecular function: lipase activity. Gene Ontology annotation, biological process: lipid catabolic process. The record is from RefSeq and is a predicted model, not a curated record. NCBI's taxonomy places the organism in Eukaryota, Metazoa, Arthropoda, Arachnida, Araneae, Theridiidae.
GAAGAAGUGAAUGUAAUUGCCAUCGACUGGAGUUUAGGUGCUCGAGUCCCUUACUACAUACAAGCAGCAGUAAAUACUGAAUUGGUAGGCGCAGAGGCAGCGGUUCUUUACUACAGGAUUAAAGACAAACUUGGAAUCCAAGAGAAAGAUCUCCAUCUCAUCGGUUUCAGUCUGGGUGCCCAUGUUGUUGGCUUCAUUGGAAAGAGAAUGCAAGAAUUACGCGGAACUAAGCCUGGAAGAAUUACAGGCUUAGAUCCAGCCAGCCCUCUAUUCGAAGAUGAAGACGAAAGUGUUCACUUAUCAAAGGACGAUGCUGAAUUCGUGGACGUUGUGCAUACAAACGCUGACGCUAUAUGGUACGGUGGCGUCGGUAUAGAGAAACCCAUAGGACACGUUGAUUACUAUCCAAAUGGUGGCAAGAGGCAACCUGGAUGCCCAAGUACUUUAAAAGGAGUUAUUUUCGAUAUGUUUA